Molecule: messenger RNA, 2376 nt
Organism: Naegleria gruberi
Lineage: Eukaryota; Heterolobosea; Eutetramitea; Acrasida; Naegleriidae
Exons: 2
Coding region: 1-2376 (791 amino acids)
Source: RefSeq, a predicted model, not a curated record
AUGAGGGAUAUACAGAUUCUCGAUAAGAUGAUGGCAAAAUUGCUUAUUGCUAUUGUCUUAUGUUUGGCAUAUUGUAAUAGUUAUUCGUAUGGACAGCUGCCUGCAAUCAAAAUUUCUGCUCCUACGACAGUCACUGUUAAGUGGCCUUCAGAUGAAAACCUAUUCAAUCUUAGUGAAUGGUUUAAUUAUUUAAUCUUUGUUGGUAUUGUUUUGGUUGCUAUUAUUCUGAUAGGUAUCUUACUUGAAAUUAUAGAUUGUGGUAUUUGGUGUUCGAGAAGAGUUUGUAAUUGUUGUGGUGGAAGCAAGUUAAAGAAAUUUGAUCCUUAUUCUGGUCCGGGUUACUCUAAAAAGAGAGUUUGUUGUACUGGAACAGUUAUUAUCCUUAUCUUUUUGAUAAUAUUGGGAGCUGCUGGUGUUUAUGCCGCAUACAAUGCAUUCUUUAGUAUUAAUAUAAGAAAACUCAUAGAUACUGGAAAUGAAGUGUUAACGAACGUCAAUGGAACUUUGAAUGGUGCUGUUAGAGCUGCUAAUGUUGGAUUGCCAAAUGCUAUUUCAGAGACAGUCUCAGAAAUUAAGAGUUUAAUCAUCAACCCAUCUAAAGAAAUUUGUGUUUCUAUUGAAGGUAUCAAUGACAUUUUAGAGGAUGUAAGAAGCAAAGUUCAGGAUCUGGAGGAUAAUGAACUUCCAAAAUUUGACACGCUUCAUGAUGAUGUUGCUGUCAUCCUUAAUGACAUCAACAACAAGAUAGUUUAUGAUCCUCAAGGAAAAUCCAACCAAAUUUCAGGUGUUCAAUUUGAUGUAUCGGGAAUUUUGUCAAAAAUUGGGAUAGCUUACGGUGUAAUCAAUCAGACAAAGAUUAAGAUUUCAGGUCAAAUUGAUGAUUGCAGUAUUUCUAUUUCACAGGUUGAAGACGAAUUUACCAACCCAAACAACAAGUAUUUCACUUCUGCUGUAGUAACUGCUCAAAAUUCAAUUAUCCAAACCAUUAACCAAUUCUCCUCAACAUUACAACAAAUUGGACUUGAACAAGUUUCACUCUAUGUAUCAUAUGUUAAUAUUGCCGACUCUGUUAGACUUGCAGUAGAAUUGGUUAUUGUUGCUGCUCCAUUAUUGUUCUUCUUUGCGGUAACUAUUGGUAUUUGUGCAAACAAGAAAUUCUUGUUCAAGGCUCCAGCUUGUUGUAUCUUUAUUACCUUCUGGUUGUUUUUCAUUAUUUCAUCAUUGCAUAUUGCAUUUUGGAUUAUAACUAAAGAUAUUUGUAAAGAAAUACCUGCAAGACAAGACACUUUCCUUUCCUUAGUAGGUAACCUGACUGGAAAUCCACUAGCUCAGUUCAACACAACCAUCCCAGCUGCUGCAAAGGGUGUUUUAAAUUGUAAAUCUGAUUUCAUUACCGAAACUUUGGGUGGAUCAGAAAAAUCAAUUACAACCAUAAGAAGUAUUAUUGGUAUUGACAGCAGCUUUUGUUCAAGUAUUUCAUCAAUGACAAGUCAGAUUUCUAUAUCUAAAACUAUAUCUGUUGGAGGUGACGUAUCGACUAGUUUAAGUCUUUCAAUGGAUUAUAACGCAAUGACCAGCACUUUAUACGCUGAUAUGGAUAAAUUCAAGAAUGGGUUGACUGAUAUUAAGACUGAUGCAGAAUCCAAAUUCAAUUCCUCACUUGCAACAGCUCAUGCUUCUAAUCCAAGUUUAAACAGAAACAGCAUUCAAACAUAUUGUGCUACUCACAAUACCACCGAUGUUUGUAAAAAAUACCAAAAUUAUGUUACUGCAACCAACCAGAUGACAGUAAUUUUUGCUGAUUUGGCCAAAGUUGAUGCAAAAUUAGUUGAAUUGAAGAAUCUGAUUGAUGUUAUCAACUCUAUUGUUGCUAACGAUAUUAAGACAGCCCCACAACAAAUUACUGAUAAGGCAAAUGAGAUUUUAGGUUCUGUGACAACUCUUGUUGCAAAGAUCAACAACAAGGCACUUACAUUGGUUGACACAGUUAUUACAAAAAUAAUGACUGUGUUUACAACCCCACUUUCAUGCCAAUUUAUUCCAAGUGCAAUUAACAAAGUGGAUGAACAAUUCUGCAGAGGAAUAGUUUUGGACUCGAUUGUAAUUGGUGUUAGCUCUUUUGUAAUUGGUGUUUUGUGUGCUAUUGGUUUUAUUUUCAUAUUACUCAUUGACAAGUACCGAACUUAUCAACUUAAGGUUCAAAAUAAGGGUAAAAAUAAGACUCCAAAAUCCGAAAAGAAGAAGCCAGUAGAUUUGUUGCACCAAAUUGAAUUGACUGAGGAUAGAGAUAGUGAAAGAGCAAAGGGUGCUGCUCCUGCACUUGAAGAUCUCAGUCCACCUACUUAUGAAGAAGCCAGCGGCAAUUUCUUCUAUUAA